UUGCAGGUUCUGGUUAUUCUAAUUUGAGUAAAUUUACCACCGUGAUUACUGAUUUACUUACGCCAGUCUUCAUACGAUCUAUUAUUUUCAGAUUUGAGGCAUUUUUUGCAUCUUUGGAGCAUCUGUCGAUAUUCAGAAUAACCGAUCAUGUCCAAGAAUGUGACUUCCUCGACGGCGUGUGUUGGGCCCGAUUCUCAAUGGAAGCUGGCGAAAUGCAUGCAGCAACUGUUGGUGAAUGGAGAUCUGUGUGAUGUGCACUUCACCGUAGGACGCCACUUCGGCCCAUCGAAGAACUUCUCCGCGCACAAGCUGAUCCUCGCGGCACGCAGUUCCGUGCUGCGCACGAUGUUCUACGGGAGUCUGCCAGAGAAGUGCCAAAAAGCUCUCGAUAUUCCCGAUAUCCUUCCAGAAGCGUUCGACAAUCUCCUCAGCUUCAUGUACACUGAUGCCGUGGAAAAUCUGAAUGCUGGCAAUGUCUUUGCAACGCUGCGUGCGGCUGACAAGUACGACUUGCCUGGACUGGUGAAGAUCUGCUCUGGUCUGAGUGAUUCCAUCGUCAGCAAGCUCAAUGUGGACAACUGCCUGACCACGCUGGAACAGGCCGUCGAAUGGAAGGCUGACAGUGUCGUCCCGAAAUGCCUGGAUGUGGUGGACGUGAAUAGUGAAGCGGUGUUGCGAUUGGAUAAGUUCGCGGCCAUCAGCCAGGCGACGCUGCGGAUGAUUCUGCAGCGCAAUACACUCACGGCGGAGGAGAAUGCGGUGUAUUUGGCGGUGGAACGAUGGGCAGCGGCGGCCUGUGCCCGUAACGAUCUGGAGUCGUCCGGUGCCAAUCGGCGUCAGAUGCUGGGAGACGCCUUGUACCUGGUGCGCUUCCCACUGCUGACUUCGUCGCAGCUAGCCAAGGGUCCUGGCCAGAGUGGACUCCUGAACGCGGCUGAAAUCGGCAGCAUCUUCUUGUAUCACAACGCCGACCCGAAGCCGACGGCACUGGCCUUUCCCACGGAGCGCCGUGUUGGAGUGUUCCGCGUUGUGGUGCCCGAGUUUCAGCUGAAUGACAGUGUCUUUGUGCGUAACGGAGAUUGGUGGAUGCCAGCCGAGGUUACCGGAUGGGAUGGGAAGAAGGUGGCGUUGGUGUGGCUUGCCAUUAGCAUGCCGCAUACUCAUACCACAGCGAUGCCAGACAAUGUGGUGCGUGCGGCGGACAUCCUGCAACACGGCCAGCCGGUGCAUAUCUCAUUUCGGGGCAGUUGUGAGUCCGCCCGCUUUCUUUACUCCACGGCCUGUCGUUGGGUUGUCAAGAAUAAUAACAAUAUGCGCCGCAAAAUGUUUUUCGGUGAGCUGAUAUUGGCGCACUACCAGGUGACGCAGUGGAAAGCGAACAACGGCUGGCGAGCGGGACUGCAUGGCGUAGGGGCAUGUGGAAAUGGUUAUUAAUUAUCGAUCUUUAUAUGCAGUUCCUGGAUAAUACUAGAAAUGGCUACAGUUUACUCAUUUUUAUACGAUUUAUUUUGCCGGCUUUCUGUUCAUUUCCGACGAAUGUUUACUUUUUGCUUUGACGUUAACGUCGGUGAAAACAACCGGUGAAGGAUGUGUUUUAGUCACUUUUAUUAAAUGUUUUUCUAUUGAA
Messenger RNA from Paramacrobiotus metropolitanus, 1627 nucleotides. RefSeq names its product BTB/POZ domain-containing protein 6-like. The record is from RefSeq and is a predicted model, not a curated record. NCBI's taxonomy places the organism in Eukaryota, Metazoa, Tardigrada, Eutardigrada, Parachela, Macrobiotidae. Bases 148 to 1434 code for a protein of 428 amino acids. Gene Ontology annotation, molecular function: protein binding. Gene Ontology annotation, biological process: neurogenesis. The transcript has 6 exons. Gene Ontology annotation, cellular component: cytosol.